This is a messenger RNA of Eleginops maclovinus (Patagonian blennie), 5988 nucleotides long. It is a transcript of the gene atf6b, whose product is annotated as activating transcription factor 6 beta. Gene Ontology annotation, cellular component: nucleus. NCBI's taxonomy places the organism in Eukaryota, Metazoa, Chordata, Actinopteri, Perciformes, Eleginopidae. Gene Ontology annotation, molecular function: DNA-binding transcription factor activity, RNA polymerase II-specific; RNA polymerase II cis-regulatory region sequence-specific DNA binding. Gene Ontology annotation, biological process: endoplasmic reticulum unfolded protein response; regulation of transcription by RNA polymerase II. The coding region runs from base 254 to 2371 and encodes 705 amino acids. The transcript has 17 exons. The record is from RefSeq and is a predicted model, not a curated record.
UCCUUGUCUGUCAUAUGCGAAGCUAAGGGAACAAGAACCGAUUUAUCGUCAGGAUAAAAUAAAUAUACCACUUUUAUAACGGAAGAAACACGACAGGCAUUUGGAUUAUACAUGAUAUACAGCCUCAAUUUGACCCAGGUAGCUUAAUGCUAAAUUUAGCCGCCCUAUCGCGUCAGUGUUUGUUAAGCUAGCUGUUAUCACGUCGCUAUCUGACUGCAGCCCCCUGCUCUCCAAACACACUGCCUUUGUGGCUAUGAGUACGGAUUUACUUUCUGAUUUGGACAGUCGUUUCUUCGCUGAUAACCUCCUGACAAGCGAAGACUGGGAUGCCUGUCUGUACCAGUGUGAGAGCAUGGAGGAGGGCGAGGACGCUGACUUCAGCAGAGGGGUGAAAUACGAGUGGUCGUUUGACAAUGACCUCGUGCUCACCCUCGAUCCUGACAACCCCACGUCGCCAUGGCAACACCUUGACGACAACCUUCUCACAGGGGAGGCUCCUGUGAUAAAAAAUGAAAUGACCAUCACUCAGCCGUUACCAGUGGAAAUGUUGUUCCAGGUGAAGGCGGAGCCUCCCUCUCCUGCAUCCUCACUCAGUUCAGACUGCUCUGCAGCGUCCCCAGACCCACAGAUCACAGUUAAAGGUGAAAACCCCCCCACUCCUCCCUACAUGUACGGAGACGUCCUGUCCCCUCCACUGGGGACCUUGGAAGUCACCGUGGCAACUUCGGCUGUACCCAAACCACAGACCCAGCUGCAGGCGCCCUUAACAACACAGAUCCCAGCAGUGCUCAGCGGGAUCCAGACGCAGGCUUCAGUUCUGCCGGGUCCGGCCACGUUAAAGGCCAACUCCAUCCUGAGCACCAAACAUCCCAUCCAGCCCAGACCGGUGUGUGUCUCCAACCACCCCGUCACCCAGACUCCCACAGCACCCAAGGCCCUCAUCCUGCAGGGCCUCCCCUCCAUGGACCAGAGCAGACCCGUGGUCUUGUCUCAGUCCGUCUGCCUCGGUUCAACUCCGGCCAUCGUCAAAAUGGAGCCCGUGUCCCCCGGCAUCCCACAGCACUGCCCCAGCCCCACAGCCCCGCCCUGCAGCAAACCCAUCAUCCCUGCGACCACAACGUUACCUGGCAACCACUGCAACGAUAUUGAUAUGAAGGUAAUGAAGCGGCAGCAGAGGAUGAUAAAGAACCGGGAGUCUGCGUGCCAGUCCAGGAAGAAGAAGAAGGAGUACCUGCAGAACCUGGAGGGCCAGCUGAGGGAGGCCCAGCAGGAGAACGAGCGCCUGCGCAGAGAGAACCAGGCGCUGAGGGAGAGGCUGGCAGGCAAAGAGGGCAGUGACUCAGCAAGCAACAAGCGAGCCGUGUGUGUGAUGGCCGUGCUGCUCUUCAUGACCUUCAGCUUCGGACCCGUCAGCAUCACAGACAGGAAGCUGACGGGUCUACAGGACGGGGUGGUGUCGUAUACAGGCCGGAGACUGCUGGAGUUUGAACAACAACAGAAACAACAACAACAGAAACCCCAUCAGCAGCAGGCAGCCGCCCCCCCUCCCAGCAGAGUGGAGGACAGGACAGAGCUGGAGGAGGAGGCAGGGGACGAGGCUCCAGAGUCAUAUCAGUUCAGGAACCUGAGUGAUGUGUUCAGUGACAUGAAGGACCUGGUGCUGCAGGACAUCGAUCGUUACUUCAGCUCGUCAGACUGUAGACAGUUCAACCGCUCCGAGUCGCUCAGGCUGGCAGAUGAGCUGAGAGGCUGGGUCCAGCGGCACCAGAUCGACAGGAAGAAGUCCGGAGGGAAACCAAAAAUAGCCAAGAAGGCAAAGAUUGCCCAGCAGAAAGCUCAGCUGAGGAAGACUAACUUCUCCAGGUACCUGCCCAUCCAGGCUCACCGCUCCAUAGAAAGCCAGCUGCAGGUGCUUCCUGGUCCAGAGGUCACCUACAGCGACUUCCUAGACGCCAUCGACCGGAGGGAGGACACCUUCUACGUUGUAUCCUUCAGACGGGAUCACCUGUUGCUGCCGGCCAUCAGUCACAAUAAGACCAGCAGACCCAAAAUGUCUCUGGUGAUGCCCGCCAUGUCUGUCAACGAGAGCCUGUAUAACUCCUCUCAGGGCUACGAGAUGAUGAUGCAGGUGGACUGUGAGGUCAUGGACACCCGCAUCGUCCCCAUCAAGUCCUCGGCCGUCCCGCGGUCUCUCCGCGACCCGCCUCGGCCUCCCCCCUCUGCCUCCCAUCAUCACCACGGCAACCACACCUCACUCAGAGGGCGCCACCAUCAUCCCGCCUCUUCCACGUCAGCACCAUCUCCCAGGCAACCUUUACCCCCACGCGGGCGGACGGCAGAAUAUUUAAUCAGCCAAUCAGAAGGAGUCUGAUGAGACAGAUGAGAAAAAAAAUCAUUCAAGACUUGAGACGAACAUCUUUAAAACAUAUAACUUCCUCCUCCCUCUGACAGGUAACUAACUGAAUCAUUUUCUUUCUGGAGAAACUUUCUGCAGUUUUCUGGAGAAAAAAACAUCCAAUUAAAGAUGUUAUCCAAGCUGUUAACCUUUACAAAGCAUUAACAGAGCUGUAUGUCACUAAACUCAUGGUUCAGAUGUUUGGGUUAACUACUAAAAUAAAAGAAGAUACUCUCCUAAUAUAUACAGAUAUAUUUCUAAACGUUAGACGCAGACACACCGCACUUACAAACAAUCCUGCGUUUUAAUAAUUCAUUGUGAAAGUGUACAGUUUGUAUGAAACGGGGAGGGGGGGUGGUAUGUGUGGUCAGUUUCUGUUUUAGCUCCGGAAACCAAGCUGUCAUUGGCCUCCAGACUGACAGGGGGCGCUGCACAGUCACUCAAUGAAAAUGUAUUUCAUAUUUUUCAACAAAUUCAUCGAGAGAGAAAUGUUUUGAGAUAAACAACAGAGAAAUACAAGCAGGGACUGUGCAGUUUGAUUUCCGGGGGAGUUAGUGUUUGUAUAUUUGUGAACAGGAAACUGCUGACAGCUGCUGCAUGAAGCUGGAUCUUCAUAAGGCUGGACAGAGCAAUGUAAUGAAGUAAAACAUCUGAAAUACAGCAUAAGAGCUGCAUGAAUUUGAAAAAAUGAUAGCGUUUAUUUAGACUGGUGAUUCACAAUAUUGGGGGGCUUGAUAAUUGUUCAAUCAUAACUCUCAUUAUGAUUAGAACAUAUUUAAAAAGAUCAUGACAAAACAAUAUCCCUCUGUACAUUUUGAUAUUAUUAAGCAGUGAGCGUGACUUUAACAUUUCCCCGUUAAUCGGUGACUAACAUUCAGUCAAAGUUUCUGUCAAUAUAUCUGUAAUCCACUUUAAAAUAAACAAUAUGUUUUCGUUUUUUAACGCAUACCAGCUAAAACAUGUCAUCUCCUGUUGAGCCUCUGGAUGCUGACCCUCAGCUGAAACAAGUAGACAGUUAAUUUGUUAAUCAGUUGGGGAAGCUAAAUAUUUUUAGGAAUGUCAGGCUGUAAGUCUUCAGUACUAUGUGAUCACUCAAAAAAAGUUGUGUUCAGAAACAGCUCACUGAUGUUACUCUGCUAAAACAGGUUAUGAUAAAAUAAUCCAUUAUAGGGAAAAUGUUCAGAAUUCAUUAACUAUAGUAUUUUUUAGAUUUAGUUUGGUUCUUAAGGAUAUCAUUACUCCAUGAAUAUGCUUAAAGUUUCAACAAAAAGCUUUUCCGCAGUAUCAAAGUGAUCCAGGAACAUCUGUCCGUAUGUCCAUGUGCACACAGCUCAUCUUUAAAAAUGACUUUAUCAUUUGAAAUGCAAACUAACUAGGCUUUGACAUAUCAACCUCACUGAGAUCCCUCGUCAUGUGACAGCUGUCAGAUUUAUUAUCAUGUUUGUUUUUUUAUAGGCACAUGUUGUUGUUUUUGAAUGGGGAUUAUUUAAAAGUUGUAAAUAUCAAUGUUUCCUCUGUAGAUAUAUUGUUUGUUUUUGUCACAUUUUUAUACAUUUUUUUUAUUUCAAUGUUUUGAUCUUUUUGACAACAAAAAGUAAAAAGAAAAAAACCGAGACUGAUGUUGAAUUCUAUAUUUUGUAUUCUGGUGUUCAGUUCAGUGGACCAGUCACCUUCACUCUGUGCUCAUAGUAUAAACUCAGACACAUUAUAUUUAUGAAAUAUAUCCACAGAUUUUUUUUAUUGUACAGUAAAAAAACUUGUAGGAAGUGUUGUUGAAAAAUAAUUCUAAACCAUCCUAGAGACAAGAUCAUAUCUGCCGAGUCAAGACAAGCUGUUUUUCAACGUAAUAUUGAGUUAUUAUUGUAGUUUUUUGCUAAAGUCUUUAAUAUCAAAUAUAUAUGAUUUUCUUUGUUUCAAACAAAAACAUUUUUUAUUCUAUCAAUCCUCAAAAUCAUAAAUAGUCACUUCAACAAUUACUGUAAACAGCUGUUUACUCUGCAUUAUGGGUAAUGUAGGAUCUUUUGUGGAUCUGGAGAGAGCUUUACAACAUCUGAAGAAGUAAACCUGAUGAGGGUUUAACUAAAGAUGCUGACCAGUUGCAUCAUGGGUAAUGUAGGAUGCAGUGUUUUGGCAGAUCUUCACACUGAAAGUCAGAUAAGUCUUUACUUUAGUUUCCAUAUGGUUCUCUUUGAAUCCUUUUAAGAGUUUACUAACCCAUGCAGCAAAACAGUGACCCAUAAAACAAAACGUUUGACAAUCAAAGAAAUAAAACCUUUAUUUUCCAUUUUUAUGUUGUUGCUAAUGAAACUUGAAAAAAAAGAUUCAGCGCAUAAAGUUUUAGAUGCUUAUUGUUAUGUUGCCACAAUUUUCCAGGCAAACAUUAUACAGUCCGACACAUAACUCCUCCAUAAAUCGUAGUUGUAUAUGUUUUUUACUGUUGCAUUCUUGUACGUUAAACUAUGCUGUAAAAUCGAUUCGUUAUCCUCUGUUCCCAUGCUAAGCUAAGCUUAACCACCAUGUUUAGCACAAACACAAGAUAGGUAUUAAUUUGAACAUUUCCCAGAAUGUUGGAUUAUUAACUUCCACUAACUUUAACAGUCUUUGUCUUCUGCUCUGCUUUCUGUUUUUGUUUAUUUGUUUACUCUGUUGUCUCCAACCCGCUGCACUGCAUGCUCCUCCUGCAUGCUCCUCAUGCAUGUCUGAUUUUCCAUCAUUUUUCUACUUCUUCAUAAUUGGUUUCAUAAUUGUAAAGUAAUGCAACGCUGGAAAAGGGGGGGGGGGGGGGGGGUGGACUGCUGAGUCAUGUUCUUCUGAAACAAGGAUCUUAGUUUCACAGAUGUAAACGAAUGGUUUGGGGCGUUACUGCCAGGAUGUCUUAUCUGAAUAUUGAAAGGGAAAUGUUUCUUCCUGCAUUUUUGUGAUGUUUGAGUCACUUUGUCAUCACUUAAGGUAAUUUUCUUUGCUUAUUAUUCCACUAAAUGGGGAUAUUUCAGUUGCUAUAUUUUUUACAAAUAUUGAAAGAUCAAAUUGACAAUAAAGCAAAAAGAAAAUCAUCAAAUUUGAUUUUUGGGCUCUUUGUUUCAGAAAGUAACUUUAGUAGUGACAACAUAAUACAAUAGGUAAGUAUUUAUUACUUAUCUGUUGAAAUAAGUGGAAACAACUACUAAUCACAUUGUCCCUGUUCAAAAACAUGAUAAGAACAAGAAGGCGGUUUCCUUGGAUCAGAUAUCUCUAAAAUCAUAAUUUUCUGAUUUGUAAACUGGAGUUUUAAUUCUCUUCAAAGAAGACAAUUCUCACCAAAUCAAUACAAAUGUGAUAGUGAUUUUUUUCUUGAUUAAGGAAGAUUUAAGUUUCAGGUCCAGUUAAAAAUCAGAGUCCAGAUAUUUGUUUCAUGUUUGUCUAUCCGACCUUUAAAAAGGUUUUGCAAAUCUGUGACAGCAUGACUGAAGCUAACCAUGUACAUAGAAUGUUUGUUUUUUAAUUUAAAUAUGUAAAUACAUCUUUCUAUUCCCAUCCUCUGACGAAAUGACACAUUUGAAUUAUGCCUUUUGUUUGUAGGAAGCAUUGAAUUUGAUAAAGAUAUAAUAAACUAA